Malus domestica (apple) is the source of this 1425-nucleotide messenger RNA. RefSeq lists its product as uncharacterized. The record is from RefSeq and is a predicted model, not a curated record. Lineage: Eukaryota; Viridiplantae; Streptophyta; Magnoliopsida; Rosales; Rosaceae.
AAACAGAAACGGGAAUUCAUAUGCCAAAUGGCCACACUCCACUCUUCUCUACUGGUAAAAACCGCUUGACAUAACAAGCAGCGGCACUUUCAGGAAGUCUGUCUUCUCUGUGUGUCGAUGGAGGAUCCUCGAGAAAAAGAAGACAAGGAAUUCUUAACCGAAGCUGCAGAGUUAGAUGAAGCAUUGAGAGUGUUGAACUCCUCUCUCUCUCAAAUCAAAUGGCGUCUCAAAUACUCUCGACGUCGACUUGACACAGAUAUUCUAGCUUUGUGCACUGGAAUGAGGCCAGUGAUACUGGUAGACUAUGGCGGAAAGAUGCCUGAACUGCAAGAGAGACUCUGCGCUAUUUUGAAACUUUGUCAAAAGGAGUCACCCAUUUUUGAGCAUUUGAGAGUAAUGGUUAUAGAAGAAAUGAUAUAUUUGAUACACGUUAGAGGGCUUGCUGAUCAUGUUAGGUCAAGCUUGAACUCAGAACAAGAGUUGCUCUUUGUGGAUGUUGAACGAGAUCCUCCAAAGAUGAUAACAGAAGCAGAAAAAAACCCAUUGGGGAUGCAGCUUAUAUCUAUUCAGAAGUUGUUCUCUCUGGUAUUUCCUGUUGGUGGAAGGAAAGAUGAGGCUUCGCCAUCUCACAGUAUAACAGCUGAUGCUGAACCGCCCAUAAAUGAACUCAUCCCUUCUCAGUCAUCUGAAUUUAUCGAUCUGAGUAGCUGCAUGCAAAAUACUGAGGUCUUACUGCCAACGCUAAAUGGAUGGCUUCUUGGGUAUCCAGUUGUGUACUUGUUCAGAGAGGAGCAUAAUGUUGCUGCUGUUUGUAAUCUUUCUUCCAAGUGUCUUCAUAUCUAUAAAAUAUCAAUAUGCAGGAAUGGAUCCCCUGAUGAAGUAUAUCAACCAGACGAACUCUUGAGUUUCUCGGUGCCCUACGAUCUUAGCAUGAGAGGGAGCAAGGAAAAAUGGGCAGAGGCAUUUUUGGCUCAUAUGCAGGGGAGAUGGGAAAGGUGCGAGCGUGCUUGGAGGCCUUUGCAGAUGGAGGUUAGCGAACUAAAACCGCAAACUAUUGCGUUCUAAAAUAACCUGUUUUACUACUUUCUCUCACCAUGCUCAAACAUCGUCCAAGAAUCCUUGUUAUGAGCGAUACUAAAGAUACUUGUAAAGGAGUUUAAGUAAGAAUAUAUUUUGUCACAAGGAAUUUACAUAUAUUUUGUCUUGCAUUUACAGUUUAUUGCUCUUUUAUAUGUAGCAAAAAUGUUCUCUUGGUCAUCCCGUGACGGAGGAAUGUUUGUGACUCACCCUUGAAUUUGAUAUCAGGGAUAGAGAAUAAAUGAAUGUUCUUUCAAUGUUUUAAUCUCAACCCUUGAUAUUAAAUUAAAGGGUGAGCGAGCAUGAAUCUUUGGUCACUUGGCGACCAAGAGAACAAGAUUCUAUAUG